CCGACUCUCCCCGUUGUCGGGGUAACGCAAAGCAUCGCGGAGCGAGUGCGGCCUGCGGCGGGCUCUACGCGCAGCAGCCCGCGGCGUGUCGGCCGGCUCUUCAUGGUUGUAUCUGGGCCCGGCCCGCGACAGAGGGGUUGAUCGCGGUCAGCCGGAGGUGUGCAGUCUGAGACAGCUCCUGUUUUUAUGGCUGUGUACGUGGAUCAUCGAACAGAUGCUCCUGAUUCUGUUGCCUCCCCUUCCCAUAUAGCAUGGCACCCACUUCAUCCACUCCUGGCAGUUGCUUCCAUCAGCACAGCAGGUGGGGGCUGUGUGGAUAUCUACCUGGAACAGGGAGAACAUGUGCCUGAUUGCCAUGCUGAGAGAAGCUUUCAGGUCACAUUACUUGCCUGGCACCCUUCCAGACCCAUUCUGGCAUCAGGAUGGGAGACAGGAGGAGUUCUGAUACUGAACAAACAAGACAAGGAGCAGCACACUGUACCCCCAAAUCACAGCGUCAAAAUCACAGUCCUGAGCUGGAGUACAAGUGGUACCUGCCUUGUGUCUGGGGAUGGGCACGGUGUCUUGUGUCUGUGGAAAAUGGACCAUCGGGGCAGAGUGCAGGGUCCUGCCCUGGUUAAGCAGGAGUAUGGGAAAUGCUUGUGGCACUGUGUCUUUUGGCCACCCCCUCCUAGUGAGGACUUUGUACAGCUGGCAAAAGCAGCUGUGAGUGGUGAUGAGAAAGCCUUGGAUAUGUUUAACUGGAAGAAAGCUGGAAUAGGACCACCUCUGAAAACAGCAGUCCAGGAAGGACUCUCCUUCUUUAUCACUUUGGCAGAUGGUUCUGUGCACUAUGUGAAUGAGAAAGGGAAGACAAGGCAGAUAUUGUCUACGGACAGUCUGGUCCGAAAGCUCCUGUUGCUAGAGGAAAGAGAUGUUUUACUUGUAAUAACAGAGACUCUGCAGUUGUCUUUACAUGCAGUUUCUCCCGAGGGAGAAGCAGAAGAGCUCAUGAAGGUGAAGUUGAGUGGGAAGACUGGUCAUUCUGCAGACAUGAUUCUAGUAGACCAUAGCCUGGUUGUUACAGCACUAGGUGAGACAGUCAUCAGGUUCUGGGAUUUGGAUCAAGACGAGAACUAUGUGCUCUCCCUAGAUAUGCAAUUUGGCUUUGAGGGGGGAGAAUGUAUUAACUGUGUCUCUUACUGCAGUGCUAAAGGUAUCUUGGCAGCUGGAACUAGCAAGGGGAGAGUAGCAAUGUGGAAGAAAGCAGCAGGAUCUUGUCAGAGCACAUGGGCUUCUGAAGGCAAGGUGAAGUGGAAGUUCCAAGCAUCUACAGAACUUGAAGGAAAUGUCACUCAGAUAAAGUGGGGGUCCCGAAAAAACCUGCUGGCAGUGAACAACAUCAGCUCUGUGGUGAUCCUCAGUGAGCAGGCCAUGUUGGCACACUUUCAUCAGCAGGUGGCCGUGGUACAGGUGUCUCCCAACCUCUUCAAUGUCACGAUCUUCAGCACAGGAACCACUCACAGCCUUCGUGUUGACAUGAAUGCUAGUGGAGUCUUUGCUACUCAGGAUGCUGUAGUAUUCUGGAAUGGGAAGCAAGUGGCUGUCUUUGAGUGCUCAGGAGAUACCUUCAGAAGUGCAGGCUCUUUCCUUUGUGACUCUCCUGUUCUGUGUGUUCAUGGAGAAAAUCUGUACACAGUGGAGCCAUAUCGGAUCCAGGUCCGCACCUGGCAGGGCACAGUUAAACAGCUGCUCGUGUUCUCUGAGGCAGAGGGGAAUCCGUGCCUCCUGGAUGUCUGUGGGAAUUUCCUGGCUGUGGGAACUGAUCUGGCUCACUUGAAAAUCUUUGAUCUCUCACGCAGAGAGGCAAAAGUGCACUGCAACAGCAAGAGUUUAUCCAAGCUGCUUCCUGGCCAUGGAGACAUUUUGUCUGUGAAGUGCAAUGCUAAUGGCAGCAAAGUCAGCAUCCUUGUCAGCAGGGUGGAUGGGAACAUUGAUUCCAAGAUCUGUUUCUUUGAUGUUGAAAUGGACCAAGUUACGCUCUUUGAUUUCAAGGCUGAACGGGGAGAUGGUAGAGAGAGCCUUUCUGCUGGACAAAGCAUUGGCAAGUUUGUAGUGGAGUAUCCAGAGUUGCGCAGUCACAUCCCCGCUUGCCAUUUCUGGGACCAGAGUGAACCAAGACUUUUUGUAUGUGAAGUAAUUCCUGAAACAGGCCUCCAACCUCCAGACCAAAAGAAAAUCCAGGCUGAGGGCACAAUGGAUGUUUGGAUUAUAUCAUUCUUCAGCACUGAAGAGCAUGGCCUCUUGCUGCAGGACAGCUUUGCAUUGCCUUCAUCCUACCAGCUUCUUCUUGGCAUAGAGGUGCCACAUUAUUACUUCGCAAAAAAGCUGGGAGAAGCUGAGAAGGGAGCAUCAGAGUCUGGCUCAGGAACAGUCUCUCAGAUGGCUGCAAGAAGACCCAUGAGAGAUUUCACUGGGCUGGGAGACUGUGAUAAGACCACCCAGGAUGCCAUGCUGAACUUCAGCUACUAUCUCACUGCUGGAGACAUGGACGAGGCCUUCAAAUCCAUCAAGCUGAUAAAAAGUGAGGCUGUCUGGGAGAACAUGGCUCGCAUGUGUGUGAAGACUCAGAGGCUCGAUGUUGCCAAAGUUUGCCUGGGGCACAUGGGCCAUGCCAGAGGAGCCAAGGCACUGCGGGAGGCUGAGCAAGAGCCAGAGCAGAAGGCCAGGGUGGCUGUGCUGGCCAUCCAGCUGGGCAUGCUGGAGGACGCAGAGCAGCUGUACAAGGAUUGCAGACGCUAUGACCUCUUGAACAAGUUCUACCAGGCCUCCAACCAGUGGCAGAAAGCCAUCGAGACGGCCGAGGCUCACGACCGGGUUCACCUGCGCACCACCCACUACAACUACGCCAAGCACCUGGAGGCAACCGGGCAGCAGAGCCUGGCACUCACCCACUAUGAAAAGUCAGACACACACAGGUUUGAGGUACCUCGAAUGCUCUCUGAAGACUUACAAGCACUGGAGAACUACAUCAACAAGAUGAAAGACAAGAGCCUGUGGAAGUGGUGGGCACAGUACUUGGAGAGCCAGUCAGACAUGGAGUCCGCAUUAAAAUACUAUGCACUGGCUCAGGAUUAUUUUUCCCUAGUCCGCGUUCACUGCUUUCAAGGCAACAUUGAGAAGGCUGCUGAAAUAGCCAAUGAAACGGGGAAUGGGGCAGCCUCCUAUCACCUGGCACGCCAGUACGAGAGUCAGGAGGACAUCAAGCAGGCCGUGCACUUCUACAGCCGGGCCCAGGCGUUCAACAACGCCAUCCGCUUGUGCAAGGCGAAUAAUUUAAAUGAUCAGCUGAUGAACCUGGCUCUCCUGAGCUCACCAGAAGAUAUGAUAGAGGCAGCCUGCUAUUAUGAGGAAAAGGGGGAUCAAAUGGACAGAGCUGUUAUGUUAUACCACAAGGCAGGACACUUCUCCAAAGCCCUGGAGCUGGCCUUCGCCACACAGCAGUUCGGGGCCCUGCAGCUCAUUGCUGAGGACCUGGAUGAGAAAUCCGACCCAGUCCUGCUCGCCCGCUGCUCCGGCUUCUUCAUUGAACAUGCUCAGUAUGAGAAGGCAAUGGAGCUGCUGCUCACAGCCAAGAAGUACCACGAAGCUCUGCAGCUCUGCCUGGAGCAGAACCUAACCAUCACCGAGGAGCUGGCUGAGAAGAUGACAGUCUCCAAGGAAUCCCAGGAUCUCUCUGAGGAGUCCCGGAGAGAGCUGCUGGAGCAAAUUGCUGACUGCUGCAUGAGACAAGGCAACUACCACAUUGCCACCAAGAAAUACACACAAGCAGGAAACAAGUUAAAGGCUAUGAGGGCAUUACUGAAAUCUGGAGAUACUGAGAAAAUUAUCUUCUUUGCGGGAGUUUCCAGACAGAGAGAAAUUUAUAUCAUGGCAGCCAACUACCUGCAGUCACUGGAUUGGCGCAAGGACGCAAAGAUUAUUGCGAAUAUCAUCAGCUUCUACACCAAAGGAGGGGCCCUUGACCUCCUGGCAGGUUUCUAUGAUGCAUGUGCUCAGGUAGAAAUCGAUGAGUAUCAGAACUAUGAAAAAGCGCACAGAGCACUGGCAGAAGCAUACAAGUGCCUUUCCAAAGCAAAGGUCAGAAGCCCUGUGGAACAAGAAAGCAAACUUGGUCAACUGCAGAGCAGGAUGAGUCUGAUGAAGCGGUUCAUCCAUGCUCAGAGAGUUUACCCUGAAGACCCUGAAGAAGCAGUCAGGCAGUGUGAGCUGCUCCUGGCUGAACAGGACUUUGACAGUGCCGUCCGGCAUGGCGACGUCCUGGGAUUUUUGGUUCAGCAUUAUGCACAAGUGGAGGAAUUCCAUACAGCUUAUCGCUACCUGGAAGAGAUGCAGAGAAGAAUUCCAGCCUCAAACCUGAGCUACUAUGUGUCCCCACAGACCAUGGAGGCUGUGCACCGAGGAGCUGGUGUUCCCAUGAGCCAAGCCCAGGCCACAGCACACUCUGGCCAUGGCAGCAUGGACAACAGGGAGGAGGAAGAAGUGGCUGAUGAAGUGGAGGAGCCCUGACAAUGAACAUUUACCAAAUGCAAAGCUGACUUUAUUAUCAGCUCAUUUAUUCCAUCCUCAUUAGGGGGGCCCAGAUCAAUCACAUGCUGUUGCCACACAGCUUUUUGGUUAUUACCAAGAAAUUUCUUUUUCCUGCUUGACUGUAUAAGCAACAGUAUUAGAGUUAAUAUGUUCUCUCAAGCACAAUAUACGGCAAUUCACAUGUAUAUUCUAUAAGAAAGCUGGUUUUAGUAUUUUAAUAAAUUUGAGGCAGAAAAAUCCA
Molecule: messenger RNA, 4810 nt
Organism: Zonotrichia albicollis (white-throated sparrow)
Lineage: Eukaryota; Metazoa; Chordata; Aves; Passeriformes; Passerellidae
Gene: IFT140
Product: intraflagellar transport 140
Biological process (GO): intraciliary retrograde transport
Cellular component (GO): ciliary basal body; intraciliary transport particle A; axoneme
Molecular function (GO): protein binding
Source: RefSeq, a predicted model, not a curated record